AACUUUUAAUAAUAAGUAGUGUACACAAAGUGAAUGUGUAUUUUAAUUCUAUAUACAUUUAAAAACAAACAACAAUUAAAAAUCUAAUAUAGAUAUUUUGUUUUAAUUAUUAAUUAAAGGAGUUUACUCGUUAAGAACGAUUGUUUUGGAACAGGUACAGGAAAAAGACUUACUAGAUUAAAAAAAAAAAACCGAUAUCAUAUUGGAGACGUUUUAAAAAAUUCUACUUUAAAUGAAUAGUAACAACAUUUGUGAUUUGAGAUAAUCGAUUGGAAAGGAUUAAUAAAAAGAACUCAAUAAAAAAUUAAACUACCAGAGAGCGCGAGUGAUUUUAAAUGUAUAUACAAUAAUCUAAAUCUACCCAAUAUGUCAAAAUAGUUCACGAGUAAUGACCACAUGAUUGGUUUACUUUUUGGAUUUCUAAUACUCGUAAGUGGUGCACGAGAAUAUAAGAAAAAAGAUUUAAUCGCUCUGAGGGAAGAGGUGCGAUCAAUGUUUGAUCAUGCAUAUUCUAGCUAUUUAUCUUAUGCAUAUCCUUACGACGAAUUAAGAUCGCUUAGCUGUGAUGGUUUUGAUACUUGGGGUAGUUUUUCAUUAACAUUGAUCGAUGCAUUAGAUACCUUAGCUGUGAUGGGAAAUUUCUCUGAGUUUUGUCGUGUCGCUGAGAUUAUAAGUGAAAGAAAAAAUUUUGAAGCUAACAUUAAUGUAUCUGUUUUUGAAACAAAUAUUCGAGUUGUCGGUGGACUGUUGAGUGCCCAUUUAUUGUCACGCAAAGCAGGUGUACCUUUAGAACCAGGAUGGCCAUGUAAUGGUCCUCUGUUACGUCUUGCUGAAGAUAUGGCCAAAAGAUUGCUUCCUGCUUUUGAUACGCCAACAGGAAUGCCAUAUGGAACUGUUAAUUUGAAGUACGGUGUUCCUGAGGGAGAAACAAGCAUUACUUGUACAGCUGGAAUAGGUACCUUUAUUUUAGAAUUUGGUACACUUUCUCGCUUAACUGGUGAUCCCAUUUACGAAGAAGUUGCUAUCAAUGCUUUGAAAGCAUUAAAUCAUUACAAAUCUAAUAUUGGAUUAGUUGGUAAUCAUAUAGAUGUGUUGACUGGUCAUUGGACAGCUCAGGAUUCUGGAAUCGGUGCAGGAAUCGAUUCAUAUUUUGAAUACUUAGCAAAAGGAACAUUAUUGUUCCAGGAUCCAUGGCUAGCUGCAAUGUUUCAUGAACAUAAAGCUGUCGUAGAAAAAUAUAUUCGCAGAGAAGAUUGGCAUUUAUGGGUUUCUAUGACGAAAGGUCAAGUUACUUUACCUGUGUUUCAAUCCUUAGAUGCUUAUUGGCCAGGUGUAUUAAGUCUGUUUGGAGAAAUUGGAGAUGCGAUGAAAUCUUUACACAAUUAUCAUCGUGUUUGGAAACAAUUUGGUUUCACUCCUGAAUUUUAUAAUAUUCCCCAAGGUGAAGCUGGAACAAACAGAGAAAGUUAUCCAUUGAGACCAGAACUUAUAGAAUCUGUGAUGUAUUUAUAUAGGGCUACUGGUGACCCAUAUCUAAUUGAAGUAGGAGUUGAUAUACUUAGAAGUCUACAACAUAGCGCCAAAACUAAAUGUGGCUAUGCAACCAUUAAUGAUGUACGUGAUCAUCGGAAAGCAGAUAGGAUGGAAUCUUUUUUUCUUGCAGAAACAACUAAAUAUCUGUACCUUCUCUUCGAUCCAGAUAAUUUCAUUCACAAUAAUGGACAAGAAGGAGAUAUAAUAAAAACGCAAUGGGGUCAUUGUAUCGUUGAUUCAGGAGGAUAUGUUUUUAAUACAGAAGCGCAUCCCAUUGAUCCUGGUGCAUUAUAUUGUUGUCGCAGGAUACAAAACAUGUUACCAGAUAAAAUAUCAACUUCAGAUAAAUUUUUUACUAAAAAUGAUCAGAAAGAAGAAUACAAUACAAAAGAUAGGAUUCAUGAAAAAGAUAAUGUACAUCAAAAUGACACGAAUAAUUUUGUAGAAAUCAUUAAAUUAUCACAAUUGAGACAUAAACUAGUAAACGAAGUUAAAAGUAAUAAAAAAUAUGAAAAUGUUGAAACAUUAUUUAUGCAAGAAAUUAUUUCUGAAAAUGUUUCAAAAAAUGAAGAUGAAACUAAUAAAAAUAAAACGCUUCAAUCAGAUUCUGCAAAGAUGCAAGUUAUGGCACCUCCAAAUGUAAUUUACAAGGCUGAUGAUAGUGAAAACACAGAUACUUUUGAGACACCCAUUACUUCAAAUGAUCAAUACGACUCUACAACUAUUCAGAAUAAUACAAAACUACCUAAACAAACAGUUAGCAAUCACAUUACAAGAUUUGAACCACAGAUUAUGUUAGAAAAUAUUAGAAGGAAAAACAUGUAUCCAACAAAUACUACAGCGAGAUCAAUGUAUCAGAUUUUGUCUUGCCAGUCGCAACCAUUCUUGCAACGAAUAUCUAUCAUAGGAGAAUUUUUUUAAUACUUAUUUAAAUAAUUUUACUCCUGUAUAACUUUUGGUCUCUAACUUUGUUCGCCUAACAAGCCUCUUUCUAUAAUUUUGUUGUUG
Messenger RNA from Polistes canadensis, 2541 nucleotides. RefSeq names its product ER degradation-enhancing alpha-mannosidase-like protein 2 (gene Edem1). Gene Ontology annotation, biological process: carbohydrate metabolic process; endoplasmic reticulum mannose trimming; mannose trimming involved in glycoprotein ERAD pathway. The transcript has 2 exons. Lineage: Eukaryota; Metazoa; Arthropoda; Insecta; Hymenoptera; Vespidae. Gene Ontology annotation, molecular function: calcium ion binding; mannosyl-oligosaccharide 1,2-alpha-mannosidase activity. The coding region runs from base 397 to 2454 and encodes 685 amino acids. Gene Ontology annotation, cellular component: membrane; endoplasmic reticulum. The record is from RefSeq and is a predicted model, not a curated record.